Messenger RNA from Verticillium alfalfae VaMs.102, 5913 nucleotides. Its product is annotated as lovastatin nonaketide synthase. The record is from RefSeq and is a predicted model, not a curated record. The transcript has 14 exons. Gene Ontology annotation, biological process: fatty acid biosynthetic process; secondary metabolite biosynthetic process. Gene Ontology annotation, molecular function: fatty acid synthase activity; oxidoreductase activity. NCBI's taxonomy places the organism in Eukaryota, Fungi, Ascomycota, Sordariomycetes, Glomerellales, Plectosphaerellaceae. Bases 1 to 5913 code for a protein of 1970 amino acids.
AUGGAGGACGAUCAGUGCUCCAAAGAUGCUGGAGAGGGCAUCGCCGUGAUCGGCAUGAGCUGUCGAUUCCCCGGCACAGCAACUUCGCCGCAAGGGUUGUGGGAGAUGAUGAAGAACAAGAAUACAGCUUGGUCUGAGAUACCGCCUGAUCGAGUGAACAUAGACGGUUUCUAUCACCCCGAUGGUCAAAGACAAGGCGGCAUUUCAUUUCGAGGCGCCCACUUUCUUUUGCAAGAUCUUGCUAGAUUUGAUGCUGCAUUCUUCUCAGUGACCGAGGAAGAAGCCAAAGCCAUGGACCCACAGCAGCGUCUGCUGCUUGAAACUUCGUAUGAGGCUAUCGAGAAUGCUGGGCUGCGGAUCGAAGAUCUCAGGGGAUCCAAUACUUCCGUUUUUGUGGGCUCAUUCGUCAAAGAUUAUGAGCAGGUUUCCCUCAGAGACGCCCACUACCAGCCACGAUAUGCUGCUACUGGUACCGGCAAUGCAAUAUUGGCCAAUCGAAUCUCUUACUUCUACGAUCUGCAGGGGCCCAGCAUGACCAUCGAUACAGGUUGCAGUGGCAGUCUUGUGGCAAUCCAUCAGGCGUGUGAGACCUUGCGCCACGGGGAAAGCUCGAUUGCGUUUGCUGCGGGCGCUGGAGUCAUCCUGACACCCAACACCAUGAUGCCCAUGACCGCUCUGAACUUUCUGAGCCCGGACGGAAGGUCUUUCAGCUUUGAUGCCCGGGCCAACGGAUACGGUCGCGGGGAGGGUGUUGGCUUUGUCAUACUCAAACGACUGACAGAUGCUCUGAGAGAUCAAGACCCCAUUCGUGCUAUCAUCCGUGGUACGGGUAUCUGCCAGGAUGGCCGAACUCCUGGCAUUGUCUUCCCGAGCACCAAAGCCCAGGUUUCAAAUAUCACAAGUGUUUACCAUAAGGCUGGCUUGUGCUUUGAUCAAACGGCGUAUGUGGAAUGUCAUGGCACUGGUACCAGAGCUGGUGAUUUUGUUGAGCUCAGUGCAGUUGCGGCGACUCUUGCAGCCGCUCGCUCCCAAGAUUCUCCAGUCAUUGUCGGCUCGGUGAAGCCAAACAUUGGACAUCUCGAAGGUGCUGCGGGAGUUGCUGGACUCAUCAAGAGCGUCCUUGUGCUUGAGAAGGGCGAGAUACCUCCGCAAGCCAACUUUAUGACUGGGAAUCCCAGGGUCAAUUUCCAGGAAUGCAGGCUCAAGGUCCCCACAGACUUAUGUCAGUGGCCUCUUCCUGGCCUCCGGCGUGUCAGCAUCAACUGUUUCGGCUUCGGCGGCACCAAUGCACACGCUAUUCUGGACGAAGCAGAAUUUCAUGUCAAAAGGCAUAGUCCUCCUCACAUCGGCAGGCUGGCAACUUUGGCAGAGGCAGAGAAAAUAGUGGUCGAAGACGAUUCUUCGACACCUUGGCCCCAGCUGUUCACCUUUACCUCACCCGACCAACAAGGCGUGGUCCGCAUCAUGCACCAAUAUGCGGACCACAUUUGGGAUACCCUUGAUUUCAAGACGACUGAAGACCUCAACAACCUCUCCUACACUCUCAACUGCCGACGCUCGCAGUUUGACUGGAAAGGCUACGUUGUCGCUAACACGCAGGAGGAACUGGCUGAGACCCUCGGCUCGACAGACGUGGACACGGUUGUGCGAUCCAAGACUCGACCUCAUCCCAAGAUUGCAUUCCUUUUCUGCGGACAGGGCGCCCAGUUCCCAGGAAUGGGAUCGGAGCUCUGUGAUCGAUUUGAAGUAUUCCGCAGCAGUCUUGAAGCAGCGACUGACCAGCCAGCCACAACAGCGAUCCAGAUGGGUAUCGUGGAUCUCAUGAAAGCAUACAAUGUGCACCCAUCAUCGGCGGUGGGACACUCGUCCGGCGAAAUCGCCGCGGCCUAUGCUUGUGGAAUGAUUAGCCGCGAGGACGCAUGGACCAUAGCGUUCUAUCGAGGAGCAUGCGCUGAACAGAUGAGCAUACGACUUUCAGGGCCCAGAUUCCAAGGCCUCAUGUGUGCUGUCAGCAUGUCCGAAGACGAUAUGCGGAGCUACCUUUUCUGCGAGGGUGUCUCCGAUACAAUCCAAGUGGCCUGCAUCAAUAGCCCCAAAUCUGUGACCAUCUCCGGUGACGCGAGCGGGAUACGACUCAUAGCCGUUGAGCUCAAGGAAAGGGAUGUUUACCAUCGAAUUCUCGACAUUCCGGUGGCCUAUCACUCUUACCAUAUGAAGUACGUUGACUCAGAGUAUAAAGCCUGUUUGCAGGAUCUACCCAUGGACUUUUGUCCUGGCAUUGCCCCGAUGUUCUCCUCCGUCACUGGCAGUCGUAUGGAACUUGGCGUCCAGUCUUCUAGAUAUUGGACUGAUAACCUCACCUCUCCUGUGCUCUUCUCUGAUGCUAUGAAGAUCAUGCUUCAAGAAUCGCGCCCAGAUGUACUUCUGGAGUUUGGGCCUCAGGGUACCUUGAGGACGUCUAUUACAGAUAUUCUUGAUGACAUGUUCGCCGGUCGACGGGUUAACCUAGCCCCAAGAUACGUGUCCGCCGUGGCACGCGGCAACAACGAGGCCUGUUCCGUGCUGUCAGCCCUUGGGGCACUUUGGUCGCAAGGCUGUAAUGUAGACAUGCAAGGCAUGGUCAGGAAGACUUUUGUUCCUUUGAAGACUCUACCUGACCUUCCAUCUUAUCCCUGGGACCACUCUAGACAGUACUGGCACGAAUCACCAAUGAGUAGAGAAUACCGAUCGCGUAGUCACGGUCGCCAGGACCUUCUCGGCGAACCGACAGCCGACUCGAUACCCAUGGAACCGCGGUGGCGGGGUUUCUUGCGCGUGUACGAGAGUCCUUGGAUCAGGGACCACCAAGUACAAAGGACCAUGAUCUACCCAGCCGCCGGUAUCAUUACAAUGGUCAUCGAGGGGAUCCGACAACACACAUCGGACAAAGCGGACAAGAUUGCCGGCUUUGAGAUCAUCGACAUGGUUAUCGAAGCGCCGCUGAUUGUUCCCGAAAGCCGAUAUGGUCUCGAGACGAGCUUGAAUGCAAAGCAGCUUUUCCAAGAAUGGCAUCAUUCCGGUGGCAUGUCCUUCUCAUGGACAAUAUACGCCAGAGCUGAAGGAAGACCCUGGGCUCGACACGCUUGGGGCGAGGUGCAAUGCCACAUGCAGGCAAUGCCUGGUGCUGAGUCUGACCAAACACCAGCGUUCAGCUGCGAGCAUAUGUUCAAAGCCGCUGAACUAAAGUCAACUGAGGUCGUGAGUCCAUUGCAUAUGUACCAGGCGCUCGAAGUUGUGGGCAUGAACUACGGUCCAUCAUUCCGUAAUAUCACCUCUGUGUCCCGAGGUGAAAACGUCGCAGUGGGACAGGUCACAAUUCCUGACACAAAGUUCAUCAUGCCGCACAAAUUUGAAUUCGAUCAUAUAUUGCACCCGGCAACUCUUGAUGCGAUGUUUCAGUUGCUGUUGGCAAUUGACACAGCGCCAAUGGUACCUACCAGAAUCGAUAGCAUCUACGUCUCAACGCAAAUACCCAAGGACCCAGGAACACGACUCGACGGAUUCGCAAACAUUACUUCAACCAGCGUGAAGGGCGUUAGCGCACAGCUUGCGAUGACAGUCCAAAACUGGGAUCAACCUGCCGUCGUUAUCGAAGGUCUUCAUUUGAAUGCGCUGCCGCAGACUAAUUUCUUGCCUGGUCAUCACAAUCUGUGCACUGAGAUUCGGUGGAUGGAGUUCUUCGGCACAGCGAAACCCUCUCAAUUUUCGCAUCUCCUUCAGCUUGUGGCUCACCAGUACGCCGGUCUGUCAAUUUUGCAACAUGGAGGCAACUACGACAUGGCCAAACAUGUACUCGACAUGGUGGCCUCUGGCGAUGAUCACGUCCCCCGCCUUUUGCGAUACUCUUUGACAGGUCUAGACCAAGAAGUCCUUGUGGCCCUCAAGAACGCGUAUAGCGGCUCUCCUAUCAACAAUCUUUUAGAGCGCCGUGCACUCAGCGGCAACGUGGAGGCUGAUCCAAGAUACCACCUCAUCAUCUCGUCCUCUCGCAACAGCGACCGAGAUCAUUGCUGGCGCUGCUGCACCCAGAUGGACUCCUGCUUGAGACAAGGCCACAUGAUUCUUCUCCGAAGGGCAAUUGUGACCCUCAACACGUCACCAUGCCAUACUCUCAGGAUGGAAACUAUCUGGAUUGCCUCUCCAAGCGUCAUUGACAAUAUCGUCCAGGUACAUUUGCGUUCCAUCCUACAAGUCCCCGCAGACGGCGUGGUUAGGGAAACAGAGUAUGCCGAAUCGAGCGGCAAAUUAUUCAUACCGCGUCUUGUGCCUAUCACGUCCCUGAAUGCCCUCAUCAGGGAUAAGAAUCUGGACAUGCAUCCGCGCAUGAUGCAAUUCUUCGAUGGCCAUCGCAACGAGUUGACAAUCAAAAAGGUGACGGAAGAACGUAGCGAUCCUUGCUCAAACUUCUGCUUCAGAAGAGCUUGCCCCCCCUGCAACCCGACUUGCGGCGCAGACAAGGUUCGGAUUAUGUAUCGUGCAUCAUUCCUCCAGCACCAUGAUUGGCAGACACUAGCCGGACUCACCAAGGAUGACACGAUCGGUAUUGAUUUGGCGGGCAUCGUUCUUACCGUUGGCGAUUCUGUUCACAACAUCAGGCCCGGUGAUCAGGUCGUGGCUGUCGUUCCAAGAGGCGCCUUGAAGAGUGUACAGGAUAUUGAUCAGCGAUUCGUCAAACGAGUUCCUUGCGGCCUUCGAAAGUGCAUUCCAAGUGCCUGGAUUCAGGCCUACUAUGGUCUCGUCACGCGAUGCGCCAUCACCAGUGACCAAACCGUUCUGAUUCUUCACGGAACCAGUGCUACUGGGCAGGCUGCUAUCCAGAUCACGCAAGCCUUGGGCGCAAAGGUCUACACAACCAUCAGUGGCAACGAUCUACAAGUUCAACGCAGAGAACUGUCUCAGCACUUCAGCCUCGACGCCGAUCGCGUUUAUAACUCUGAUGAUUCGGACUGCCUAGUCCCAGACGCCUGCCGGCCAUACGAGGAUCCUCCUCUGAGCAGCAUUAUCCGCCUAGACCUCGCCCUGCUUCUCGAAAAUGAGCCGGCGCUAGUCGGAGACAUAUUUACCAGAGUCAUAGAUUUUGUGCAGGAGCACUAUGGAACGAUUCAGCCAGUGCUCUUCACACGGGCUUGCGCCGUUGAUUCUCUGUCUCAUGGGUUCGCCGCGGUCAGAGACAAUGGAUCAUGCGGAGGCACACUUGUUACAGCAGAUACCAGCAGUAUGGUACUCCUCCCUCCGUCCUGCCAGAACUCGCGGCUUCAAGACGCUCUGGAUGAUGGGACUUACGUCCUAGCUGGGGGUCUUGGUGGCCUCGGCCGCAGUGUCGCCCGACGGUUAGCCGGUGAGGGCGCCAAGAACAUCGGAUGCCGCCCGUCUCCGGCAUCGUCCAAGCCGCAGGUAAUCCUCCAGGACUCGCUAUAUGAUAAGAUGUCGUUCGAAGACUGGAUGAAAGUGAUGAGACCAAAGACCCUUGGCUCUUCCAACCUUGUCCAGCACUUCGGACGACCAGCCGAUCUGGCUAAGCCUCCUUGGUUCAUUUUUCUGUCCAGCUCUGCUGGGAUCAUUGGCAAUAGAGGUCAAGCCAACUAUGCCGCGGCCAACGUCUACCUAGAUGCCCUCGCGCGCAGCGGCAAGAUCAUGGGACGCGCCUAUGCAUUGGACAUUGGCCCGAUCCUGGCUGCAGGCAUGGCCACCGACAGCGACGAGACGCUGAAGAUACUGCGAGCCAGCGGAUUUUACGGGAUUCGUCUGGACGACUUCUUGAAAGUCUUUGAGCGCGCUGUCGUCGGGGAGAUCCUUCCCGAUGUCUUGAUGCCGUCGCAAGUUGUGUUGGGGGUCGGCACGGGUGGCUUGAUGCUUCAAAACAAGUCGGCGUGA